Ruditapes philippinarum (Manila clam) is the source of this 2507-nucleotide messenger RNA. Its product is annotated as carbohydrate sulfotransferase 1-like. Gene Ontology annotation, biological process: N-acetylglucosamine metabolic process; sulfur compound metabolic process. Lineage: Eukaryota; Metazoa; Mollusca; Bivalvia; Venerida; Veneridae. The coding region runs from base 567 to 1961 and encodes 464 amino acids. Gene Ontology annotation, molecular function: N-acetylglucosamine 6-O-sulfotransferase activity. The transcript has 3 exons. The record is from RefSeq and is a predicted model, not a curated record.
CUUUUGUUGCUAAAAUCAUGAAAAUUAUGUCUUUAGACUUCUUUCAACAAUAUUAUUUCUAUUUAAGUUUACUUUAAAAAGUAACCAUUAUUUGCGGCGAGUGCAUUGGUGAUCCAAGAGGAAUCUUUUAUAUUAUGGUUGAAGAGAAAAAUUAGACAAUCCAUCAUGCUAAAUAUAUGAUAUAAAUACUUCUUUGUUUCUGUGAAAAGCAUAAAGGUUGUGAUUUCUAUAAUUCCAAAUAAGUCACUGUAAUUUUUGUCUCCAGUGGUGACUAUUGAAACAGAUUUUGAAAUAUAAAAAUAAACAAUUCUAUUUAAUUUUUAUAACAUUAUGAGAUAUUCACAGAUCAAUUCUAUCGAUAAUUGAGUCCGUUCUACAUAACUAUUUGUCGAAUGUCCUGUACUGAAUAAAUAUCAUAAACAAAAGAUGCACACACAAAACAAGAGACGAAAUAUCAAGUUCCAAACUAAUUUCAAACUAAAUAACCUUAUAUUAGAUCUUUAAGCAAAUGAUUAAAUAAACUAGAAUAUGAAAUUUUAUCUUACUUGGUUAAGGUUUUUUCUACAAUGGAACACGACAGUGAUUCUUCAAGACAAUCGACAAAACCUGCAGCAACGACCAGGAAAAAGACAUUCCGUUCAUCAGGCGUUGUCAUUGUUCUUGUGCUAUUUCUUUUCGGCUACUCAGCUUUAACGAUGAAUCACAGUCGUUCUGUUUAUGAAGGAGGUACAAUACCGCCUCCUGUAGAAGUUGCAUCAAGAGCAGGUCCAAAACAUCGCACAUUCCAUGUCAAUACCGAAGGCAGUUAUGCUGCCUCGAGUGACAAUAGGGAGGGAAAUGGAAUCAAACCACAGGAACCCAAAGAUGUUAACAUGACUCUGAUAGAAUCUUUUCCUGAUAAAAUAACGGCGUCAAUUGGUGAUAAUGUUGUCAGCAAGGCUAAAAUCAUUUUAAUUAUAGCAUAUAUGAGAACUGGUUCUACUCUAACUGGUGCUAUCUUCCAGAGUUUUCCAGGAACAUUCUAUGUCUUCGAGCCAAUUAGGCUUAUUGUAGGUUCCUUUAAUAGUAUGGCACGCAACAAAAUGCAUCGAGGAACAUUAAAGUAUGCCAAUGGGACACAAAGAAACGUGUUGCUAAAGGAUAAACAAAGUAUUAUACUGGACGAAAUUAAUAGCUGGCUAAAUUGUAAACUAACAGCCUUAAAUAUACAUACAUUGUCAAAUCCCCAUCAUGCACAGCAUACAAAUAUCAUGGGAGCGUUUACAAAUUGCACGAAAGAAGAAAAGAAGAAACAAACGCCUAAUUUGCGAAGAUGUUUCGAUGAAGCAACAAGUUUGUGUAAGAAGGCACCGUUGAGGAUUAUAAAAUUUAUACGUUUAAAGAUGAAAGACGCUGCAAAGUUGUUAUUAUUAUAUCCCAAUUUGAAAAUAAUUCAUUUAGUAAGAGAUCCUAGAGGUAUUAUGAACUCUAGAUUCAAAAUUCAUAUGGCGUCAGAGGGUAAAAUAAAAUCUCAAGCAGACGGACAUUGUACAACAGUUUAUGAAAAUCUGAAAAUUUCAAAAGAAAUAACAUCUGAAUUUCCAGGCAGACUAAAAAUCAUUCUCUACGAGGAUUUGGCUGAAAGACCUCUGGAAACUGCUCAGGCUAUGUUUAGAUUUUCAGCAAUACCAUUUAGUGACUAUAUACGAACAUUCAUCGAAGGGCAAACGAGCGCUCAACGAAAUUCGGGAAAAUACACGACUCUUAGAAGAAAUUCCACUGUCACUGCAAAUACAUGGAGAAAGCAAAUAAGAUUUAAAGUUCAAAAAAUUGUAUAUAAUUCAUGUUUGAAAAGCAAUAAAUUUCUUGGGUACCUUCCGUUAUCAUCUGAAAAAGACUUAAGAAACCUAACUGUUGCGUCUAGAAAGAAACUCGAUGUCAACACUGAACUUUUGAAAAGUAAAAUCAAGUAUUCCUCUUAAUCGUGAAUAAGUUGAUUGACGAAAAAUAUAUUUCGGAUAGUUGUCUUUCAUUGUCAUAUAUCGUGUUGGAGUCGAGGGAAAUGAAGUGUUAUAAGAAUAACAAGACACUGGCUGUUCAAAAGUGCCAAAUUGAAAAUGUUGCCGGCUUGAAUUAAUUCCUCUUUUGAAACGGCCUCAGUCGAACUAAACAUGUAAAAUUGAAUAAUUGUGUGAUCUAUUCGCCGAAUGUUAAAGUUCCAGUUCUAGGUGACACCUUAGUGCUACUUCUUGAAAAGUGAUAUUUACAAACUGUGAUAACUGAAGGUAUAAAAAACUAUAAAGUCGUUCUUAAAGAAUGUUCAUGUGAACGGCGAAAGACAAUUAAGCUGAAUACAAUUUAUGAGCAGUAUUAUUUUAUCUAUUUCAAGUUUGAUCUCUUGUAUAUCAAUUUAAAUUUAUUUUCUUUCCUUUUCUUUCAGACAGUGUGUCAUUUUAUAUUUUAUGUACCUGUAAUUUCUUUUUUUAUCUAUUUAAACAGUUAUCAGUACAUGUAUAUUUAUUAAUAAA